Molecule: messenger RNA, 1604 nt
Organism: Drosophila ficusphila
Lineage: Eukaryota; Metazoa; Arthropoda; Insecta; Diptera; Drosophilidae
Product: RAB6A-GEF complex partner protein 2
Exons: 4
Coding region: 67-1380 (437 amino acids)
Biological process (GO): retrograde transport, endosome to Golgi
Cellular component (GO): Ric1-Rgp1 guanyl-nucleotide exchange factor complex; Golgi membrane
Source: RefSeq, a predicted model, not a curated record
UGUAUCGAUACUAUCGCUAGUGGUUGCCCAGCCCAAUGCCGAUGUACUGUUGAAAAACGUAAAUAAAUGAUUGAAAUCAAAGCUAAACUGGUGCGGGCAGACUCGGCAAUUUAUGCCACUGGCGAGAGGGUCGAGUGCCUGAUCGAGUUCACCCACAAAGUUUUCCAGGACGAGCCAGCCAGGUCCCAAAGCAGAAAUGCCAACGAAGCAAGUCAGGAAAACCUUGCCUGGGCUUCGGCGCAGUUGCAUUGCUACCGGAAGACCAGCUACUCCACUUCCACUGGGGAUAAAACCGCGGAACUAGCGGAGAUGAUUGGCAGAACGGCCCUGGAUGCGGUGACGCAGGCACCAGGAGAGGUGAUUGUGGCCACCAAGCCUAAGAUCCUUUUCUGCGACCUGCGCCUACUGCCAGGGGAGACUAAGAUGUAUUUUUUCAACGAGUUUGUGCCCCGCGAUGGUCCGCCAACCUACAGAGGUCACAACAUCCGGUACUUUUACAAGAUCACCAUUGCAACGCAGCGGGUCAAGUCGAAGGUGCAAACCCUGGCCGUUCCCAUCCGCGUACUGCCCAUUCCCAUUAUUUCCCGGCCGGACGAGCUGCCCGUGACUGUAGAAACCAACGAGGAGCUGGCACCCACCAAUCCCUUCCUGGAGAAGCGCGAGAUCAGCGAACUGGAGAUUUCGUGGCACCACUUAAAGAAUGUCACCGCUCGCCGGGCGCCCAAGUUCUAUCGCAUUUCAAAUAAGCGUGGAUUCGUCGGUCGCUUUUGCCUGUUCAAGCCGGCUUAUAAGCUUGGCGAAGACAUUGUGGGAAGCCUGGACUUUGGCCAGUGUCAGGUGCGUUGCGUCCAGUUCUCGGUGAAGCUGCAGCAGCAGGAGCUCUCCAUCCGGCCGCAGCCCGUUCAGAACCACCAGCUCCAGUCGCAGACCCCCACGGGAGACGACGUCUCCUCGAUUAACUCAUUCGACAUGGCCAGCAUAGCUAGCGGAGUGGUUGCCGACAACCUCCACAAGUCGGCCACCUCGGGAAGCUCGAGGGACAAGGAGGCUCCCGAACCGACUGGCAAACUGUCCACCAUUUCCACCUCCCAUCAGGUGUGCUAUGCCACGCUCCAGACCCAAGUAGUAGUGCCCAUUCCGCUGCAUGUUACGCCCACAUUCCGCACGGACCUCGUCGACGUCCGGUGGCGCCUGCACUUCGAGUUCGUGACCACCACUUUGAUGGAUUUUGGCAUUCCGAAUCCAGAGUUCGGCGAGCUGAAAGCCCCGGCUCAGAUGCCUGUGGAGACGAUGGUGUGGAACCUGCCGGUAACCAUAUACGCUGCAAAUCCCCUCCAGAUAUAUGCCCCCAACCAGACCUUUAACCUGCUAAUCAAGUGAUUGCAAGGCAUUUUACUGCUGCAGUAUGGAAUCGGUCGAUCGAAAUUUAGGUAAUCGUAAAUGCACUACACUUCCUGGACGGAAACUACUGUCAUUAAAUAGCUAAGUUAUCGUAUACUAUUAAAUACAAAUAUUACUAAAUAUGCCUUUUAGUAACCUUGUUCGUCUGAUGAACUAACCAUUGUAUCAGUUUGGUUAAUUUAUUUUAGCCAACAUUUUGAUCA